AUGUCCGAAUCAUCUGUGUCAUCAUCUAAACCAUCUGUGGAAUUGCCACAAGCCACCUGGUCGCAUCUGCAAAGAUACCCAGCUUUGUCCAAGUUUAUCAAAUAUGCAGAAUCUCUGCCACCGGUGGAGAGACUAAUCUCCUUCAAUCUCGUUGUUUUGGGGUCUGUAAAUCAGUGGGUUUCCGAGUCGUCCAACUCUCCCCACCUGGUGAAGAAGGUUGUUGCUGCUGGAAAAGACGGUGCUUUCAAAUUGGACGAGUUGGUCAACCUCUUGGUGUUCAAAGAGGGUGUUGACGGCUUGUUGUACGGCUGGAAGUCUCAUUCCAACACGCCAGGUUUCUGGCUGGUGUGGUUCUUUGUCGACUACGUCGCCAACAUCUCCAACACUUUGUUAAGGGAGUUCCUGAUCAAGCCACUGCAUUUGCAAGGUUCUACUGCAUCGAAGGAGAUUGGCUCCUCCGGUGAGGAAAAUAAGAUCACUGACACCUCUUCUUUGCCCCACGUGGCAGAGCUGUCUUCAACCACCAGAAGUAUGUCGCACGAGAUUCAAUCCAAGGUCAAGUCCAAUUACAUCGACCCAACCAAGGACUUGGCCAAAGAAAAGUACGACUCUAUAGUGAAGCCCACCACUGAUAAGUUGCAGUCCGUGUACAUAGACCCAACAAAGUCUAGGCUGAACGAGACCUACCAACGCUUCACUACUGUGUACGAGAACAACUUGAGUAAGUCCGAAAGCGUUCCUAAAGCCAUUGUAUCCACUGGCUUGGAUCUCGGCAAUGCCACCAUAGAGAAGCUAAAGGCCUCAAGAGAGGAACAAGCCAAUUCCAAACCAGCGGCCGUUUCAACCUAA
This is a messenger RNA of Saccharomyces mikatae IFO 1815, 849 nucleotides long. It is a transcript of the gene PLN1, whose product is annotated as Pln1p. The coding region runs from base 1 to 849 and encodes 282 amino acids. The transcript has a single exon. Lineage: Eukaryota; Fungi; Ascomycota; Saccharomycetes; Saccharomycetales; Saccharomycetaceae. The record is from RefSeq and is a predicted model, not a curated record.